Molecule: messenger RNA, 2169 nt
Organism: Thrips palmi
Lineage: Eukaryota; Metazoa; Arthropoda; Insecta; Thysanoptera; Thripidae
Exons: 2
Coding region: 121-1962 (613 amino acids)
Molecular function (GO): 3'-5' exonuclease activity; nucleic acid binding
Source: RefSeq, a predicted model, not a curated record
UCUCCCGCCAUCCACCUGCCAUUUUGGAUUGUGGUCAGGCCACUUGUCGACCACGACAACUGUUCUUCAGUGUCGGUGUGCCUAGUGCAUCCACUUUGACUGCCACUUCUUGUUGCUGCCAUGCCUUAUUAUCGUCGUUGGAGUGGCUGGAGAAAUUUUGUGCCGUAUGAACGGUUCUACUGGAGGAGGAGGAAGACUCAACCUGCUCCCGUUCAACCUGCCCCUGCUCCCCGGCCGGUGCCGGUGCCCCAAUGCGCGCCCGUUGCUCAAGAGAAACCACCAGAGAAAGUAUUUGCCAGCAAUACGAAAUGCUCCUCCUGCAAUGUACCCCUGUGCUUCCUGGAAAAGGAAAACCAAGGCGGCUCGGACAUGCAUGUCCAAUGUCACGGCUGCUCGUCGGUGAAUCUGGUGGGAACUGGCAACGUGCACCGAAGGAGACUGGGAACGCUCAAUCUUAUCAACAUCAACACCGCAGAUGCUGCUGGCUUCGCAGGCCCUCCUCAGCACGCAGGCAAAUCGCCACUCAACAAAGGGGCAACAGAUUCGCACCCAGUCUACGUGUGCAACCCCGACGACGAGGACCCGUUCUUCAAGAUAGUCUUCUAUGAUCUUGAAACGUCAGGCCUGGCCAGAAACUGUGAUAUACUCAGCCUUUCUGCAAGGAGCGGUAACACCUCCUUUAAGACUUUCAUUAAUCCUGUUCAAAAGAUUGAACCUGCUGCAACUAAAAUUCACCACCUGACUAAUAUUAAUGGUCAAUUGUAUCGCCUUGGCCAGCAUGUAGCUUCUGUACCUCUUAAAGAUGCUUUAGGUCAAUUUCUCAAGUUUCUCUUGGGACUGGGAGGACCAUGUCUCCUUGUUGCUCACAAUGGCACAGACUUUGAUAGCGUUAGAUUAGUUUUUGCUAUCAAGUGCUGCCAUUUGGUUGAUGAAUUUGGCAAGGUUGUCAAUGGCUUUGCUGAUACUCUGCCUUUAUUCUGGAGAAAGCUAAAUCGCUCCAUCAAUUGCUCCCAGGUCCAAUUAGCUGCUGAGUUCCUUAAAAUAACAGACGGUUCUGCCAAGGAUGUGGAAGCGCUCCAGAAGCUGUGCGCUCACUUUGAGUUUGAUGAAGGCCACUUUAUGGAUCCCAGAAACUAUAUCACUUACACUAAUCGCAGUAUUAGCAUUAGCAUCAACAAAGUUGAUGAUUGCAGCACCGUUACAAGCCUCAACAAAACCAAUGCUCGCAUUAUCAGCACUAGCAUCAACAAAGUUAAUGAUCAGAAGACUAGCUCAAGCAUCAACAAAGUCAAUGAUAGCAAUAGUAGCACAAGCAUCAUAAAAGUGAAUCACAGCAAUACAAGCACAAGCAUCAACAGAGGCAAUGUUCCUAUUGUAAAAAUUGUUUUUUAUGAUCUUGAAACAUCAGGCUUGGGCAAAACCUGUGAUAUACUGCAGCUUGCUGCACGGUGUGGUGACAGUUCUUUCCAGACCUUUGUUAAUCCAAUCAAAAAAAUUGCAGCUGCCGCUACUAAAAUUAACCAUAUGACUAAUGUAGAUGGCCAGUUGCACCGUCGUGGUCAGCUUUUACCUUCUGUGCCCAUUAAGGAAGCUUUAGAUAAAUUUUAUGAGUAUCUCUCAGGACUAGGAGGACAGUGCCUAUUAGUUGCUCACAAUGGCAUAGAGUUUGACAGCCUAAGAUUGGCUUAUUGGAUUAAGCGUCAUCGCUUGGUUGACAAAUUCAGUAAUGUAGUCAAUGGCUUUGCUGACACCCUGCCUUUGUUCAGGGCAAAGUUAAGGCGUUUUGACAGGUGCUCACAGACCCACUUGGCUGCUGAGUUCCUCCAAAUAUCUGAUGAAGAUGCCCAUGAUGCUGUGAAUGAUGUGGAAGUCCUUCAGAAGCUGUCUUCCUGUUUCAACUUUGACCAGGGUCAUUUCAUGGGCCCUAACAGUUACAUGACUUAUGCUGCUCUCUUCAAAUAGCUAUGUAUCUUUUUGUACUGUUCUAUAUUAGUUUUUAAAUUACUUCUACUUCAUAAUUUUUAAUGACUUUUUUCUUUGCCAAAUGUAAUGUUAAUGAAUCAUAACUGCUCACUAUGCCUUGAUUUGUACAACUCAUUGUUGUAAACUGACAAAUGUGGCUGCAUUAGCUUGAUUCUUAGUAUUUUUUUAGUACAAAGGUUUUAUACU